This is a messenger RNA of Drechmeria coniospora, 1629 nucleotides long. RefSeq lists its product as uncharacterized. The record is from RefSeq and is a predicted model, not a curated record. Bases 1 to 1629 code for a protein of 542 amino acids. Gene Ontology annotation, cellular component: membrane. The transcript has a single exon. Gene Ontology annotation, molecular function: transmembrane transporter activity. NCBI's taxonomy places the organism in Eukaryota, Fungi, Ascomycota, Sordariomycetes, Hypocreales, Ophiocordycipitaceae. Gene Ontology annotation, biological process: transmembrane transport; amino acid transport.
AUGGAUCAAGCCAAAGCCCCCCUCGACGGAAGCCGGCUCGACGUGACGGACCAGGCCACCCGCGACGCCGACGACCUCGCCGCCCUCGGUCACACCCAGUCGCUGUCGCGCAAGUUUUCCAUAUGGAGCAUGUUCGCCCUCGCCUUCUGCGUGCUCGGCACGUGGUCCACCAUGGCCCAGGGGCUCAGCAACGGCCUCACCAACGGCGGGCCCGUCGCCAUCCUCUGGGGGCUCUGCCUCGUCACCUUCUGCAACACUUGCGUCGCCCUCUCGCUCGGCGAGAUGUGCAGCAGCAUGCCCACCGCCCUCGGCCAGGCCUACUGGAUCUCCCAGCUGUGGGGCACGCCGGCCGGCCGGUUCGCCUCCUACAUGUGCGCCUGGACCAACACGUUCGGCUGGUGGACCUUGACCGCCUCCCAGAUCGCCUUCAUGACCAAUUUCAUCCUCGCCAUGAAGGUCAUGUUUGACGAGCAGUGGACCGGCGCCUCGACCGGCUGGGUGCAGUUCCUCCUCUACAUCGCCAUGACCGUCGCCUGCACCCUCUUCAACCUCGUCGCCUGCCGCAAGGACGCCGUCCUGCCCAUCUUCAACAAGUUUGUCGGCAUCUGGUUCGUCGCCCUCUUCUUCGCCAUCGGACUCGCCCUCCCCAUCUCCGUCGGCACGAACCCCGACCUGUCCUUCCAGAAGGCCUCGUUCGUCUUCGGCCAGUGGCUCAACGGCUCCGGCUGGCCCGACGGCGUCACCUGGUUCCUCGGCCUCGUCCAGAGCGCCUACGGCCUGACGGCCUUUGACUCGGUCAUCCACAUGGUCGAGGAGAUCCCCGCGCCCCGCCGCAACGCCCCGCGGACCAUGUACCUCGCCGUCCUCUUCGGCGCCCUCUCCGGCUUCCUCUUCAUGGUCGUCUGCCUCUUCUGCAUCCAGGAUCUCGAGAGGCUGCUCAGCCCGCCGACGGGCGCCCCCUUCAUCGAGAUCACGCUGUCGACGGUCGGCCUCACCGGCGCCUCGGUCCUCAUCGGCCUCUUCGUCUUCAACGGCAUCGGCCAGGGCAUCAGCAUCCUGACGUCGGCCUCGCGCCUGACCUGGAGCUUCGCCCGCGACGGCGGCAUCCCCUUCUCCCGCUACUUUGCCCACGUCGACGAGAAGUGGAAGGUUCCCGCCCGCGCCCUGUGGCUCCAGGCCGCCAUCAUCGCCCUCGUCGGCGUCCUCUACCUCUUCGCCAACACGGUCCUGCAGGCCAUCCUGAGCGUCAGCACCAUCGCCCUGACCAUUUCGUACGCCAUGCCCAUCAUCGUCCUCAACUUUGUCGGCCGCGACAAGCUGCCGCGAGGCGAGUUCAGCCUCGGCCGCCUCGGCCCCGUCGUCAACUGGAUCUCCAUCGUCUACUGCCUCGUCACCACCGUCUUCUUCUUCUUCCCCACGACGCCGAACCCGAGCGUCAGCAACAUGAACUACGCCAUCGCCGUCUUUGGCGUCAUGACCGUCGUCUCCGUCGGCUUCUGGGUCGCCCAGGGCCGUCGCACCUACAUGGAGGUGACCGACCUGGCGAACCCCAUCCUCUACGCCGAAACCAUCGAGCCGGAGAGGAGCGUGUCGCCGCAGGAGCGCCGAUCCAGCUCCGUCAACAAGUAG